UUUGUGGCCGGAGCCGUCAUCAUUGCGUCGGAGUGGAGUUGCCGUGGCAGCCCUGACGGGGCGCAGGAGGAGGGUGCCGAUGGAGAAGGACUGGCAGAUGGGGCAGACCGUGGAUUGGACGGCGACCCUGAGGGAGUGUGGAGUCCAGACAUCGAGCAGAGCUUUCAGGAAGCUCUGGCCAUCUACCCUCCCUGCGGCAGGAGGAAGAUCAUACUGUCAGAUGAGGGAAAGAUGUAUGGUCGAAAUGAGCUAAUCGCUCGUUAUAUUAAGCUACGAACAGGGAAGACACGCACGCGCAAACAGGUGUCUAGUCACAUUCAGGUUCUGGCACGCAAGAGGGUACGAGAAUACCAGGCGAGCAUCAAGGUCUCUAGUCACCUGCAAGUCUUGGCCAAGAGAAAGUCUCGCGAGAUUCAGUCUAAGCUGAAGGCCAUGAACUUGGACCAGGUAUCCAAAGACAAGGCUCUGCAGACAGUAGCCAACCUCUCAUCAGCUCAGAUUGUGUCUGCGAGUGUAAUGAAACCCCAGACUCCCUUCCCUCCACCAGUCAGAUUUUGGCCCGGCCCUAUGCCAGGACAGCCUGGACAUUCUCAGGACAUUAAGCCCUUUGCACAGCCGCCAUACACUACACUACCAGCCCCUGCUCCAAUCAGUUAUGAGCCCCUACCGCCCCAUCGCCCUGCAGCUAUAGCAGCGCCUGUAUGGCAAGACAGAACCAUCGCCUCUGCAAAACUACGGCUACUGGAGUUCUCUGCUUUUAUGGAGACACAGAGAGACAGAGAGGCGUAUAAACACCUUUUCGUGCACAUUGGCCCAUCGAACCCGAGCUACAAUGACCCUGUUUUGGAGUCCAUAGAUGUGAGGCAGAUUUAUGACAAGUUCUCUGAGAAGAAGGGCGGUCUAAAGGAGCUGUAUGAAAAAGGGCCGCACAAUGCGUUCUUCCUCGUCAAGUUCUGGGCGGACCUGAGCAGUGACAUUGAGGAGGGUUCUAGUGCCUUCUACGGUGUGAGCAGUCAGUACAGUGGAACAGAAAACAUCACUAUCAGCGUCUCGACAAAGGUCUGCUCCUUUGGUAAACAGGUGGUGGAGAAGGUUGAGACGGAAUAUGCACAUCUAGAAGGAGGAAAGUACGUGUUCCGCAUCCAUCGGUCGCCCAUGUGUGAAUACAUGAUCAACUUCAUCCAUAAACUCAAACACCUGCCGGAGAAAUACAUGAUGAACAGUGUACUGGAGAACUUCACCAUCCUACAGGUGGUGUCCAACAGAGAAACACAGGAGACUCUGCUGUGCAUCGCUUUUGUGUUUGAAGUGUCCACCAGUGAACAUGGAGCGCAGUACCAUGUUUAUAGACUAGUUAACGACUAGCAGCACAUCUCGUGCAUGCAGAGACUCUCCACAGACUUUUUAAUUACAUAGAGUAUAAACACUAUUUCCAGCUCAAACACAGAAACCCCACUCCUCUACUCUAGACGCAGACCAACAGUCCCACUGUAGUCACACCUGUUGUUCAAUGUAAAUGUAUUCCCAUCUCUCUUCAGCAUCCCAUGACUUAAAGGUCCCAUAUUGUAGCAAGUGACAUUUUCAUGAUAGUUUUUAUUAUGAAGCUGGUUCGAGUGCUGUAUAAAUACUGUGAAAGUAUCAAAGCGCUCAGGUCAUGGAGAAAUGUGCACAGCCUGUGUUCUGAAACUGCCUUAAAAUAAGCUGUCAGGACUUCUGUAACUUAAUGAUGUCACAACAACAUAAACCACUCCUCUCAGCCUUGCCCCCAGCACAGCCCACCUGGGCCAGCCAGACCUUUUAGUCGGAUUUGGACGGCUUGUUGGGUUCAUUUACAUUUUCCUGUGAGUCUAAACCAAGUGAUGGCAAUAGGCUGCAGUGACCAUCUGUGAGUCACCCAGCUGUUGGUGCUCCAGAGGGAAGUGUGAGAGAAGAGAUUUUAAACUACAUUGACGGUUUCUGAUAUAUCUUCUUAUGGAAAUCAUAACUAAAAGUAUUGUGUAAAGUAAGUAUAACAUAUGGGACCUUUCAAACAAUUGAUUUGUGGAUUUCAAAACAAUAUGUAUUCUUUAUCAUGAAGCAUUUUUAUGUUAUUCAGUGUAAUUAUUUAAUCACAGAAACCUCUGUGCACAACGUCAGGUUCAAAAUAUCACAGUUUUUAAUGAGAAAUUGAUGUCUCUGAAAACAAAAACUAAUAUGGCACUCAGUAGUGUCUACCACCGCCAAAUAAUCCUAUGUCUAGCUCUUAUAAUAUAAGAAUAAGAGAAAAUAGGAAGUAGUCUGGUAAUUUGCACCAAAAUGUAAUGAUUUCCUGGCCUGUCCUCCAUCCCUCCACCAAGUUUUGUGCAAAUUGGUUCAGUGCUUUUUGUGGACUCCUGCUAACAAAUAAACAAACACCUGGAAACACUAGAAUGGCACUCAGUAGAAUGCUGCUAAGGCUCAUUAUUCCUCUUAGAUUCAAUCAAGCCACACAGAUAUCAGUUCUCAUCAAGAUCCAUUAAUUAUUCCCUCGAAAAUCUCUGAAAAGAAAGUUUCGUGGAAAUCAGUUGAGUAGUUUGUUGCAUUAUCCUGCCGACAGACAGGGGUGAAAACAUAACCUCCUUGAUGGAGGCACAGGAAUCUGCCAGCUAUAUUAAAUCAAGUUAAGAUGGGAUAUCCUUAAAUCACAAACAAUCAGUGUGUAGCUGUGCUACACUAAAACUAAAUAGAAUUAACUUUUUUCACGCACAUGCAUUUACGUCAUGGGUGUGACAGAUGUGAGACCAGUUUGAAUAUAUAGGUUGGCAAACAAAUCAUGUAGCCAGUGUUAAUGUAAACUAUGCCACAGUGACUUUCUUCUACAGUUCAUAUCGUCUCCACAGCAGGAAAUGAUUGAGCCUAUAACGGUGCAUCUUCUAUCACUGCUUACAGUGGAGUCGUGACCUACAGUUUGUAUAAUCAAAGUAAGAGUGUGCCUCUUAGAAUAUAAUGCACUACACCAGUCGUAUUUAUAUUAAAACACAGUGUUGGAGUGUAGAGAGGGAGUUUAAAAGGUUUCCAGUGGUACUCGUGUGGAGGGGAUGGUUGUGAUCAAAUGUUAAGGAGGUGUUUUUAAAGUUCGGCUCACUUGUCUUUUAGAAAAAAUCACAAACUGUUUCAGAUUGAGUUCACGCUUGGGUGUUAGCUGCACUUUGAAUCGACCCUUACUGUUCAUUGACACGACCCAGUUGUUACUCCGACUGUGUGGGCUCGCUGCAGUAUUUCUACCUCCACGUGAGUUGGGAUGAGAAUGUGCUUUGGUUCAUAUAAAGCCUUAACCAGAGGAGCACUGAUGUAUAGGAUGUGUACACUACAUUUGUAAUGGUACUGUUUUAUAAGCCAAAACACGGUGAAUAGACUUGUUUUUGUAAAGAUGAACUGCCGUUGUUUUUUUUACCAGCACAGCUAGAAGUGUUAAACUUAACAUCAUGAUGGGUGUUUCAGUUUUUUUUCUCUUUUUUUUUUUUGAUGUAUGCAAAAUGAUGUCUGGAACACACUAAGGUUAUCUACGGUGCACUGGGGGUUUUGCCUGUUAACACUAACAAACUAUCCAGCUGACACUUGUUUGUUCUUUUUUGUUCUAUGUAAUAUUUUUGAAUUUUUGGUACAUGACUACCAGCUAUUUUUUUUUAUUUUGUUGUGAAUCUUAUUUGACACUAUCAUACCCCCUCCUGACAGGAUCAUGUUUAACCAUGUAUCAUUUGACUCUGUAUCAUGAAACUAAGAUUCAGUUUUAAGCAAGAUCGUCUAACAUUCACUGUGUGGUCGGCCAAACGUGUUUUUAUGUUUAUGAGUUUUAUUUCUUUCCUUUCUGUGUAUUUUGGUUGGCCGUGCCUCAUCACUCCUUUGGUCAAAUCUGCUCAGUGAAUGAAAUCUGUGCCUUUAUGCUGUACCAAUAAAAUCACGUGGUGUUUGCAGAACUG
Paralichthys olivaceus (Japanese flounder) is the source of this 3938-nucleotide messenger RNA. It is a transcript of the gene tead3a, whose product is annotated as TEA domain family member 3 a. Gene Ontology annotation, cellular component: transcription regulator complex. Gene Ontology annotation, molecular function: RNA polymerase II cis-regulatory region sequence-specific DNA binding; DNA-binding transcription factor activity, RNA polymerase II-specific. NCBI's taxonomy places the organism in Eukaryota, Metazoa, Chordata, Actinopteri, Pleuronectiformes, Paralichthyidae. The record is from RefSeq and is a predicted model, not a curated record. Gene Ontology annotation, biological process: hippo signaling; regulation of transcription by RNA polymerase II; embryonic organ development.